Molecule: messenger RNA, 1542 nt
Organism: Drosophila teissieri
Lineage: Eukaryota; Metazoa; Arthropoda; Insecta; Diptera; Drosophilidae
Exons: 4
Coding region: 187-1197 (336 amino acids)
Biological process (GO): positive regulation of transcription by RNA polymerase II
Molecular function (GO): transcription factor binding
Source: RefSeq, a predicted model, not a curated record
CCGAAAGACUGUAAAGUGUCAUCUUUAAAAUAGCCCAAUAGCCGCGUAAAAGGAGCCAAUUACUUUUGACAUUUUGGCAAUUAUACCGAUUUACACCAAACUACCUUAUAUAUAUCUGGAAUCACCUGCCUCUGUCUUUACUGGGAAAUCAUUUCAUAACUUACCUCUCUUUUCCUAGCCCGAAUAAUGUCGGAUUCGACUAUCUUUCCUUUUAACUUAACUGCUCAAUUAUCCACAAUUGGUCAGUCAGCGGACACCAACGUAUCCAGUUCGAGCUCCAACUCAAGUGUAUCCGAAUCUUGUGCGGAAUCCCAUUUAUCUAUAGCUUCCAGUUCAUAUUUCGGAUCCAAUACAUCCGUGGAAUCUGAUUCAUCUGUUAAUUCCCAUUUGUCCUUGGAAUACCAAUCACCAGUGGAGUGGUAUUUAUCUGUGGAAUCAGAUUCAUCUUCAACACCCAAUACCAGCGAAACUUUUUCGGCCGGAGAAGCUUCAAACCAACUGCAUUCACCGCAAAGCAAUAGCUCCUUGAAUAUGAGCCACGAUGGAUCCCACUCUCUGGCUAACUUGUCUCUCUCGAAUGACGAUGCUCACUCGCAGAUCACAUCACUUACCCAGGAUGUGGCCCAGAUGGAAGCAGAAUUGGAUCGCCUAAAUCGCUAUUGCGAGGAAGUUGUAGCACAGAUUGACACCUUACCCACGAGUACCUCAACGCCAACAGUAGUGCGUGGAAAUCGCCGCAGAAGUGCCAUGAGUCCAGUAGAAAUAAUAGAUCUGUCCCAUUUGGAGUUUGUACCACCGGUUCGAUCUGCUCGGAAUCGUGCGCCAGAUGCUGUCAUAGAUCUGUGCACUCCCGACGGGUCAAGAAGUCGCCCAUUCGAUCUUCCCUCCAACGACUCCUUUACCAGUACUAAUCGUAGGCGCGUCUUGGCUCAGUCAACCGAAAAUACCCCGGUAGUGGAUCUCGACGCUGUGUCGCCACCAAAACGCGUAUGUCGCGAUUUAGAUCUGUCCCAAAAAGAGGACUCAUACAAGUGCCCCGUCUGCAUGGACAGCGUAACGAAGCGCGAGCCAGUGUCAACCAAAUGUGGACACGUCUUCUGCCGCGAAUGUAUUCAAACAGCCAUCAGCGCUACGCACAAGUGCCCAAUGUGCAACAAGAAGCUGACUGCACGUCAGUUCUUUCGCAUUUACUUGUGAGUUGUUUAUACUAUUUUUUAUUAUAUUUGCUCUGUGAGCCAAACCUUCUUAUAGUUUAUAUUAUAGUUUUAUUAUAUUAUAGGCUUAACAAUGUAAAAGGCGGCAAAUAAUGUCUGUUCUUUAUUCAUUCAAUGAAUUAAAAAACAAUUUUUUAUUUAAGUUUUCAUAUGUAAUUAGUUAUCCACGAAAAUAUUUCUAAUACACGUAUGUGAAGUAAAAACAUGACCUUCUCAGGCUAGAAUAGGGCAUAUAAUUCAUAAGAGUAUCAAAGUAUUAUGAUGAAAUUUUUCCAAUCGCUAUUCAAUAAUGAAACAUAUAUAAUAAAUAAAAUGUACUCAUAGCAUA